AUGAAAUCCUGGGUCCUUUAGGAUUGUAAAAAUCUUCAUGAGACGUACUGGUGAAGAUGAGGUCGAGAUACUUGCCAUUUCUUAUUAUACUAACCAUCUCAGGAGAACUCUAUGCAGAAGAGAAACAGUGUGAUUUUCCUACUGUGGAAAAUGGAAGGAUUGCCCAAUAUUAUUAUACAUUUAAAAGCUUUUACUUCCCAAUGAGCAUAGACAAAAAACUGUCAUUCUUCUGUUUGGCUGGCUAUGCAACCGAAAGUGGAAAGCAAGAAGAGAAAAUUAGGUGUACAACAGAAGGCUGGUCUCCAAAGCCAAGGUGCUUCAAAAAAUGUCUGAAGCCUGACCUAAGGAACGGUUAUGUCGCUGACAGGAAAGUGCUGUACAAAAUUCAAGAGAAUAUGCGCUAUGGUUGCACUUCAGGAUACAAAACCACUGGAGGAAAAGAUGAGGAGGUUGUCCAGUGUCUUUCUGAUGGGUGGUCUUCUCAACCAGCCUGCAGGAAGGAGCAAGAGACAUGUUUGGCCCCUGAGUUGGAUCAUGGAAAUUAUUCGACGACGCAGAGAAUAUUCAAAGUGAAGGGCAGAGUGCAGUAUACCUGUGCUCCUGGAUACUCCAGCGCUGCAGGGAAGCAGGCUGAGGAGGCAGAGUGCCAUGCACACGGGUGGUCCCUUAGGCCACAGUGCCACAAGUUAAUGUGCUCUUCUUUGAGAUUAAUAGAAAAUGGCUAUUUUCAUCCUGUAAAACAAACCUAUGAAGAAGGAGAUGUAGUUCAAUUUUUCUGUCAUGAAAAUUAUUAUCUAAGUGGAUCUGAUUUAAUUCAGUGCUAUAACUUUGGCUGGUAUCCAGAAUCUCCCAUUUGUGAAGGAAGAAGAAAUCGAUGUCCUCCUCCACCUGUGCCUCUAAAUUCCAAAAUUCAACCACAUUCAACAACUUACCGUCAUGGAGAAAUAGUUCAUAUAGAAUGUGAACUUAAUUUCAUUAUUCAGGGUUCAGAAGAGCUGCUCUGUGAAAACGGAAAGUGGACAGAACCUCCGAAAUGUAUUGAAGAAAAAGAGAAGGUGGCCUGUGAGCAGCCACCCUCCAUUGAGAAUGGCACCGUGCACCCACACUCUGAGAUCUACUACAGUGGGGAUAAGGUGACAUACAAAUGUGAAAGGGGUUACCAACUCCGAGGAUCGAGUACAGUAACUUGUAACCGUGGCCAAUGGACGCUCCCCCCCGAGUGUGUUGAAAAUAUUGAGAACUGUAAGCCUCCACCUGACAUAGCAAAUGGUGCUAUUGUUGAUGGGUUACUAGCAAGUUACACAACAGGAUCUUUGGUGGAGUACAGAUGCAAUGAAUAUUACUUAUUGAGGGGAUCAAAAACAUCUCGCUGUGAACAAGGAAAGUGGUCAUCUCCACCUGUUUGCUUGGAGCCAUGCACUAUUGAUGUGGAUCACAUGAACAGGAAUAACAUACAGAUGAAGUGGGAACAUGUGGGCAAGAUUUUACAUGGAGACCUAAUAGACUUCGUGUGUAAACAGGGAUAUGGCUUGUCUCCAAGAAGCCCACUGUCCGAGGUAUCCGUGCAGUGCGAUAGAGGAGAUAUGAGAUACCCCGUGUGUGUUAGAAGAGAAUCUAAAGGGGUGUGUGCGGCUCCUCCAGUGAUAAGAAAUGGAGAUAUAGUUAGCUCGUCAGCCAGUUCCUAUGAAAAUGGCUCCUCGGUAGAAUACCGGUGUUUGGAUAACCAUUUUCUACAAGGGUCUCCGGAGGCCUUUUGUAGGGAUGGGGUGUGGACUACACCACCACUGUGUUUAGAGCCUUGCACACUAUCAUUUGUUGAAAUGGAUAAGAAUCAUUUACAGCUGAAGUGGAAUUUUGACAAAAGACCACACAUUCUCCACGGAGAGUAUAUUGAGUUUAUUUGUAAGAGGGAUGCGUAUAUAACUGAGACAUCUAUUACUGGGUCUGAACUUCGAGUGCAGUGUGACAGCGGAAAGCUGAAAUAUCCAAGGUGUACCCAAAGAGAAGGGAGUACAUCUUUUCAAGAAGGUUUAAGGACAUAAAAACAAAUGGAAAAAGACAAAGAGUAUUCCAACAUAUGAAUCCUGCAUAAAAUAAUUUUAGGAAGACUGUGCUGAGUUCAGUGUCCUGAGGCUUUACUUAUGUAUGAAAAUGGGCUCAAUAUUUUCUUUAUUUAUAAAUCAAAAAUAUAUCUCAUUUUGGUUUUCUUGAUUUUACAUUUAACAUAACCUUAAUUGUGUCUUUCACCUAUUAAAUAUGAGUUAUUCAUCAAAUCA
Molecule: messenger RNA, 2276 nt
Organism: Psammomys obesus (fat sand rat)
Lineage: Eukaryota; Metazoa; Chordata; Mammalia; Rodentia; Muridae
Gene: F13b
Product: coagulation factor XIII B chain
Exons: 12
Coding region: 57-2042 (661 amino acids)
Source: RefSeq, a predicted model, not a curated record